AUGGAGGAUAGACUGGUAGAUGUUGCAGAAUGUAAGAGUAAUGAAGAUGGAGAAGCAACUGUUGUUGUUGAAAAGGACCAUUUCAUGGAUGAUUUCUUCCACCAAGUGGAAGAGAUUAGAAAUAAUAUAUCCAAAAUAGCACAAAAUGUUGAAGAAGUAAAGAAAAAUCACAGCAUCAUCCUCUCAGCACCAAAUCCAGAUGCAAGGACAAAAGAAGAUCUAGAAGAUCUGAACAAGGAAAUCAAGAAAAUUGCUAAUAAAAUUAGAGCCAAAUUAAAGACUAUUGAACAAAGUUUUGAUCAAGAUGAGAAUGCCAACCGAACUUCAGUGGAUCUUCGGAUACGAAAAACACAGCAUUCUGUACUAUCUCGGAAAUUUGUGGAAGUUAUGACAGAGUAUAAUGAAACACAGACUUUGUUUCGGGAACGAAGCAAAGGACGGAUACAGCGUCAGCUAGAAAUAACUGGAAAAACUACCACUGAUGAUGAGCUAGAAGAGAUGUUGGAAAGUGGGAAUCCUUCUAUUUUCACUUCAGAUAUUAUAUCAGAUUCUCAAAUUACUAGGCAAGCUCUCAAUGAAAUUGAGUCACGUCACAAAGAUAUUAUGAAAUUGGAGUCAAGUAUACGAGAGCUGCAUGAAAUGUUUAUGGAUAUGGCUAUGUUUGUUGAGACUCAGGGUGAAAUGAUUAACAACAUAGAAAAGAAUGUAAUGAAUGCUUCUGACUAUGUAGAACAUGCUAAAGAAGAAACUAAAAAAGCUGUUAAAUACCAGAGCAAAGCAAGAAGGAAAAUGAUCAUAAUUAUUUGUGUAAUUGUUUUGCUUGUGAUCCUUGGAAUUAGCCUAGCAACAACAUUGUCAUAGCACGCAUCGCAGGAGCUAAUUAUCUUUGGAGCUUCAGAGCACAUCUGCAGUGAAACCCAUCUUUUCACGAAUGAACCACACGUGUUGAGAUGAGUGGUAUUCAUGGUGCCGAUUCAUGAUUAGUGACUUCAGGGGGAAAACUCCAGAAAAGGAUGUGCACAAAAUCGACCAGAGGAGACGGGAGGGGAUGUCGUGAGUUAAUCACAAAUAUCCUUUGAUUGUAAAUAACAGACACCAAGAAUUUGACAAUGGAAAACUUGCCUUAGUGACCUUAAAAUAAGGAAUGAUCGAAGACUUCAAUUGUUGACAUUGCAGUGUUAAAUUAAUAUGAAGUUUAAUUAGGAGUCCAUGCUGUUUUGAAGCAGUUGGGUUUCAGCUCUGUGACUUCCUUUCCCCUUCCCCCAGCUUGUGUGUGCUCAUUAAGAGUUUUUCUACUAUGUUUAUUCAUGUUUAUUUCUUGUUGGCAAAAUAAUUCUAAUUAUCUAAACAGCUAUUUUGUAAAAUGUCAACAAUUUUAAUAUAUUAACUUAAUACAUUAAUACUUUUCUUUAUCCUAUUUUUAUAUGUUAAAUAUUGCCUUUGUAUGAAAACUCCAUUUAAUUUUUAAUCUAUCUUUGUAUAGUCUCCUUAAUUAAAUUUGUUAAUAAAGAAAAGUUGCCAUCAGCAUCAAAACAAUGACAUGAAAUAUCCAAAUAAUAAUUUAAGUGCCUUCUGUUAUUAACUAGUAGCAAAUCUUGUUAUUAGUAAUUUACAAAUUAAAGCUGAUUUUAGUGCCCUCUAGAAAAGUCUAUAUUUUUGUAUUUAACUCUCUUCUGUUUUGUUACCCAAUAUAAUAAAUUAGUUACUACUACCCUGUAAUGAUAAUGUUUUGUUUUCUUUGCUCAUUAUUUACAUGUUUCCCUGGUUUGUAGUGCUCAGAUUGAAAUGGAAGUACAG
Gracilinanus agilis (Agile Gracile Mouse Opossum) is the source of this 1797-nucleotide messenger RNA. RefSeq names its product syntaxin 2 (gene STX2). Gene Ontology annotation, biological process: synaptic vesicle fusion to presynaptic active zone membrane; exocytosis; intracellular protein transport. Gene Ontology annotation, cellular component: presynaptic active zone membrane; SNARE complex; plasma membrane. Bases 1 to 861 code for a protein of 286 amino acids. Lineage: Eukaryota; Metazoa; Chordata; Mammalia; Didelphimorphia; Didelphidae. The record is from RefSeq and is a predicted model, not a curated record. Gene Ontology annotation, molecular function: SNAP receptor activity; SNARE binding. The transcript has 11 exons.